Messenger RNA from Enterospora canceri, 803 nucleotides. NCBI's taxonomy places the organism in Eukaryota, Fungi, Microsporidia, Enterocytozoonidae. The record is from the annotation of a GenBank genome assembly.
AUGCAACUGGGCAGCUUGAGGUUGUGACUGUCUUCAGUGCGCCCAACUACUGCGACGCCUACAAAAACAUGGGUGCCAUCGUAUUCUACGACCAAGGCGUACAGGAAAUCAGCCAAUUCACAGCUGUCCGCCAUCCGUACGUUCUGAGUGGAUUCCAGGACGGAAUAACCUGGUCAUUUCCAUUUUUGGCUGAAAAAGUGCUCCAAUUCACUUUGGACCUGCUGAACCACGGAUCGAGUCUGAAGAGCUGCUCCUCGACGCAGAGCUCAAACAACGAGGAUAUCACGGACAUCUUUGCCUCGAUUAUCGGUGAUACGACUGAUCUGCUGCAGAAGGAGGACGAUUUGAUGAAGAAGGUUGUUUUGAUGAGGACUGAAAGGGAAUGCAUCGACGAGUUUGCUGAUGAGGAGUCAGCCGUAGAUUGUUGCAAUUUGGAAGCAAAGGAGAUGGACGACCUGAAUUUUGGAGAGGCCAAGGACCAGGACAGGGUGAACGAGGAGGCUGUUUCCACGCCCAAGUUGCAGUCGCAGCAGCUGACACUGAAUCUGUCGCCUUCUUUGGCCAAUUCAGCAAUCAUUGGCGUAGUCAAAGGCAACGAAGAUGUUGUGAUAAAAAAGAGUGAAGGAAUUGAAGAGAUUGUGAACUACAAAAUAGCAGAUGAUCAAAAUGGACUAAUUGAUCAAAAUAGGCAAAAUGAAUCAAAUAGGCAAAAUGAGCAAAAUGAAUCAAAUAAGCAAACCAGUACAAUCAAACAGAACAAGAGGAAACGUAGCCCAUGGUACUGUUUCUGGUGUGCGUAUUGA